Molecule: messenger RNA, 3154 nt
Organism: Gorilla gorilla gorilla (western lowland gorilla)
Lineage: Eukaryota; Metazoa; Chordata; Mammalia; Primates; Hominidae
Gene: FAM20C
Product: FAM20C golgi associated secretory pathway kinase
Exons: 10
Coding region: 635-2389 (584 amino acids)
Biological process (GO): enamel mineralization; protein phosphorylation
Cellular component (GO): Golgi apparatus
Molecular function (GO): protein serine/threonine kinase activity
Source: RefSeq, a predicted model, not a curated record
CGAGAGGCUCGGCCAGGCGGGAGCUGCGCUCGGGGCGGCCGCUGCACCUGCCCGGGACCCCGCCGGCCGCUCCCCGCGCCCACCCCUUCCGCCCUUCGCCUCCCCCUUCCCCCCAGCCCCGGUCUCCCGGGCGCGGCGUGAGAGCAGAGCCCGGCCCGGAGGAGCCGCCCCUUCCCCGCCCGCCCGCCCGCCCGGCGCCUGGAGAGGAGCGCGCUGAGGAUCGGGUCGCCUGCGGCCGCCGCCACCGCCCAGGCCCGUCGCGCCCCGGCCGGGAUGGACCCACACGCCCGAUGAGCCCCGCGCCGGCGGCUGCGAGCGCGGAGUCUCCCCCUGCUGCGGCCCCCGCCGCCCCCCGAGCGCCCGGCCCCGCGGACCAGGACCCCUGGGCUCCCCGGCUGAGGGCGCGGCCGCUCCGGAGAGGCCGAGCGGGGACGGCCCCGAGAUGGCGCGGGGACCCAGCGCUUUGGCGGCGGGCGCCCUGCACGCGGCCCGGGCCCGGGGACAGCCCCGGAGCUGGUAGCCGCCCGGCACCGAUGGACCUUGACCCGCGAGGCGGCGCCGCGCUCGUGCCCAGCUGCAGCUAGAGGGGCGAGCGGGCAGAACGCGCUCCAGGCCCGGGCCGGCCCGCGCGGCCAUGAAGAUGAUCCUGGUGCGCCGGUUCCGCGUGCUCAUCCUGAUGGUGUUCCUGGUGGCCUGCGCGCUGCACAUCGCCCUGGACCUGCUGCCCAGGCUGGAGCGACGCGGCGCGCGGCCCUCGGGGGAGCCCGGCUGUUCGUGCGCGCAGCCCGCCGCCGAGGUGGCCGCGCCCGGCUGGGCCCAGGUUCGAGGCCGCCCCGGGGAGCCCCCGGCCGCCUCCUCCGCCGCCGGCGACGCGGGCUGGCCCAACAAGCACACGCUCCGCAUCCUGCAGGACUUCAGCUCCGACCCCUCCUCCAACCUCUCGUCCCACUCGCUGGAGAAACUGCCGCCGGCGGCCGAGCCGGCCGAGCGCGCCUUGCGGGGGCGGGAUCCCGGCGCCCUAAGACCCCACGACCCCGCGCACCGGCCGCUGCUGCGAGACCCCGGCCCGCGUCGGUCCGAGUCGCCCCCCGGCCCCGGCGGAGACGCCUCCCUCCUGGCCAGGCUGUUCGAGCACCCGCUUUAUCGGGUGGCGGUUCCGCCGCUCACGGAGGAAGACGUCCUGUUCAAUGUGAACAGCGACACCAGGCUCAGCCCCAAAGCGGCGGAGAACCCGGACUGGCCGCAUGCAGGUGCUGAAGGUGCAGAAUUCCUCUCCCCCGGGGAGGCGGCCGUGGACUCCUAUCCCAACUGGCUCAAGUUCCACAUUGGUAUCAACCGGUACGAGCUGUACUCCAGACACAACCCGGCCAUCGAGGCCCUGCUGCACGACCUCAGCUCCCAGAGGAUCACCAGCGUGGCCAUGAAGUCGGGGGGCACGCAGCUGAAGCUCAUCAUGACCUUCCAGAAUUACGGGCAAGCGCUGUUCAAACCCAUGAAACAAACGAGGGAGCAGGAGACGCCCCCUGACUUUUUUUAUUUCUCUGACUACGAGAGGCACAAUGCGGAGAUUGCUGCCUUCCACCUGGACAGGAUCCUGGACUUCCGCCGGGUCCCUCCCGUGGCCGGCAGGAUGGUCAACAUGACCAAGGAGAUCCGGGACGUCACACGGGACAAGAAGCUCUGGAGGACCUUCUUCAUCUCUCCAGCCAACAACAUCUGCUUCUACGGCGAGUGCUCCUACUACUGCUCCACGGAGCACGCCCUGUGCGGGAAGCCAGACCAGAUCGAGGGCUCGCUGGCGGCCUUCCUGCCCGACCUGUCCCUGGCCAAGAGGAAGACCUGGCGGAACCCUUGGCGGCGUUCCUACCACAAGCGCAAGAAGGCCGAGUGGGAGGUGGACCCUGACUACUGCGAGGAGGUGAAGCAGACACCGCCCUACGACAGCAGCCACCGCAUCCUGGACGUCAUGGACAUGACGAUCUUCGACUUCCUCAUGGGAAACAUGGACCGUCACCACUACGAGACUUUUGAGAAGUUUGGGAAUGAAACGUUCAUCAUCCACUUAGAUAAUGGAAGAGGGUUUGGGAAGUAUUCGCACGACGAGCUCUCCAUCCUGGUGCCGCUACAGCAGUGCUGCAGGAUCCGGAAGUCCACCUACCUGCGUCUGCAGCUGCUGGCCAAGGAGGAGUACAAGCUGAGCCUGCUGAUGGCCGAGUCUCUGCGGGGGGACCAGGUGGCACCCGUGCUGUACCAGCCGCACCUGGAGGCCCUGGACCGGCGGCUCCGCAUCGUGCUAAAGGCCAUCCGGGACUGCGUGGAGAGGGACGGGCUCCACAGUGUGGUGGAGGACGACCUGGACACUGAGCACAGAGCUGCCUCGGCGAGGUAGUGUCCGCCGGCCGCUGCGCUGCCCGGGACGGAGACAGAGGGGCCGGACCUCCCAGCAAGCGCAUGCGCCCGUCGUGAAUUCAGUGAAUUCAGAGGCAGGACGGGAUCAUCCGGAGUCGGGAGCUGCUGCCACAGGAGGCGAGGCUCCCCAGGUCUCAUAGGACACAUUUUGUCAGUGUUUGACCAGAAAAGCUUGGGAAGGAAGCGCUGUCUGUGCUCACGGACAGAGGCGGCCGGCGCCGGAGGCAUUCCAUCCUUUCUGUAGGGAAAGGAGCCUUUAUUUACUAUUUUGUAUUUAUAUAUGAUGAAUAAGUAUAUAAACAGAGACGUGUACACAGACGCCAAUCACCUACCAAACCAAACACGAGGACCGCCCUCCCUGGUUCUGGGGGCCCCUCAAGGCCAAGCUCACCCCUCAAGUGCUCUCACACUCGGGACCUAAUUCAAGUAAAAACCCUUUCUCCUUCCUGGGGCCUCGGCUCCUGGAGGGCUGGAGGGUCUCGUCUGAGGACGGGAGGAGGCUCUCGCUGGACGUCUGGCCUGUGCGCUGGUGGACGGAUGCCUACGUGGUUUUGGAGGACCCGAUGACCAGGCGUCCUGCGAGUCCACCCGCUGGCCUGCAGCGCCCACCUCGGACUUGGCUGUGGACGGUUGGUGCAAGUGCAUCCUGCAGGGCUGGCUGUGCGCAGCUGUGGGCUGACCUUUGCAGAGUUUUGUGGAAUAGUUUGCAAUGUGAUAAAAGUGCAAUAAAGGUACAGCAGAUGUG